This is a messenger RNA of Neurospora tetrasperma FGSC 2508, 3948 nucleotides long. RefSeq lists its product as uncharacterized. The coding region runs from base 1 to 3948 and encodes 1315 amino acids. The record is from RefSeq and is a predicted model, not a curated record. The transcript has 4 exons. Lineage: Eukaryota; Fungi; Ascomycota; Sordariomycetes; Sordariales; Sordariaceae.
AUGAUGGACCCCCCACCCGAGGAGAUGCAUGAAUUGCAUCGCAUCUACACCCCUUCCGGCUCCAGCUCGUCUGCCUCCUCCAUUUCCUCCUCCAUGUCCUCCUCCGUGUCCUCCUCCGACCUGAACUCCAACGACAUUGACAUGAACAACCUCGAGCAUAACAACAUGAAAAAGCACGACGACAGUUUGGACCCGCCGCCAAGUUACAGCCCGUAUCCCCCACCCCCUCAGACCAAUUCUUCUUCCUCUCCCUCUCCUGCUCCUUCGAGUAGCAGUUCUCCUUCUUCUUCUCCUCCUCCCCCUCCCCUGACUAGUCCCCCUCCCUCAACCAAUUCUUCUCCUUCUUCUCCUUCUACUUCUUCUUCUCCUCCUCCUGCAUCAGCGGCAGCAGCUACCUCUACUGCUGCUAGUGGUAGUGGUAGUGGUAAUACCCACCCCGCCGAGCCCGAGCAUCGUCCUGCUCCCCAGUCAUCUUCUUUCUCUCGGCAGAACUUGGCCACCGCCCUCUUCGGCUUUCUUCUCCUCCUGGUAUUUGGAUACCUCCUCAUUGCGUAUGUGGUGAUUCCGGGGUGGAAGGAGGUGGUAGGGAAAGGGAAGGGGGGGAUCGAGGAGGCCAAGAUGAGGGGUGCACAUGGUGCACAUGGUUCGAGUGAGGCACAACCCCAAUUCGACAUGGACCAAAAUAGUAGCACCGUACAAGUUCUUCCAAUGGAACUUCGUUCUCUCAAAUCAGCAGCAGCAGACGAUAAAAACAACAACGAUAACAAACUGAACGCGCGCGGCAUGACCCCCACUCAGACAGACAAAACCUACCAUGUCUCCAACAGACAUGUAGUCCCGCAGUUGACGGGCACCGCAGUCCCCAAGGGAAUCAGUGCCGAGGAACUAGUCAGUUACAAGCCGGCAGAUUGGAUGCAGGCAGCCAGUGGGUUUGAGGUUGUUCACCAGGAUGGGGAUACCACAACUUCCUCUUCUAACGAUGGCGGAUCAGCAGCAGCAGCCCUGAGAAGAAAAAGUCUUCAAGCGGGUGGUGUUGCUCGUUUGCGUCGUCGUAAUCAUCGUCGUGCUGCCCCUGAGCAGCCAGCAGCUGAUGACAUGGAACCAACAAAGUUGAAGCAACAAGAUAAAUUGUUCCAGCUUGGAUCGGGUGGUUGGCUGACUUUGACUCCCACUGCUGCUGCUUCCCCUACUGGUGGAGGUCCGUCCGAGUCCGAGUCCGAUCACCACCAGCAGCAUCACGGUCUCGAUAGCGACCUUAAGAAAAAGAAAGAAGAAGAAGAAGAGGCCAGCGAGCCGCGUGAAGAAAUGGUGGAAGUUACCAAGACCAGGGUCAGAAGAACCAUCCACCCAAAGAUUCCGGUGCCAAUCUCCGCUUUGCAUCCCUCUACCUCUACUGCUGCUGCGGUGGACGAUGUUUCCAUGGACGGUGGAAGGCUGGGGCUGUUAACUACAUGGCAUGAUCAUUUGCUUGUUGUUCCUCCUUCCUUGACACCGGCAGCAACAGCAACAGCAAAGCCCGAGUCAUCGUCAUCGUCACCGGAGCAGCAACAGCAGCAGCAGCAGCAGCAGCAGCAGCAGCAGCAGAAAAAGUCACAAGCCAUGGAGGAUGCAGCAGCGCUACGGUUUGGACAGACUACCUCUAUGGAUGCACGUGAUCAGCUUGUCAAGAGGGGUGGUGAGUCCUGGACUAAACCGAGGAUCCCGAUACCUGUAACUGUGAGUACCAAGGAUGGGGCGGCGGCGGGGGCGGAGUCUACUCCUACUGCUGCCAAUAGGGAGUCUACUACCUCCAAGAAGAGUUCUGUUGUUGCGGGUAAUUUGGGAGGGGUAGGGGAGAAGUAUGGGACAGGAGCACAAGCAGCGAAGGGAGGAUUGCACGCAGAUAACUCGAAGAUGAUGCAGAAGGGGGGCCAAGGUGUACCUCUUGCGGAUGGGAGGGGGACCUACUAUCCCCCUUACAGCAACAACAACAACAAUAACAACAACUUUGUUCGCCGUCGUGAUCGCGACCAGCAGUACCACGGCUGGCCUACACUCACACCCCUACCACCACAAGGGAAAAGUAGCACCAGCAGUAGCCGCGCAGGCGCAGGCGGCGGUGGCGGCGAGUGGGUGGUGGGAAAUACACCACGAAGUAGUGGUGGUGGCAUCCACACUCUCGGAGGUCCGGGCCGUUAUUCUGCAGCUACUGCAGCUGCAGCUACUCGUCGCCCAGCGGUGACGGCGGCGACGGCGUCUGCUGUUACUCACGCUGGUACAAACAACAAGCACACACCUCGACACGCCGCCGCCGCCGCUUCGUCGGCCUCUGCUGCCUCUGCUCCUUCUGCCUCUGGCACUGGCACUGCCAUUUCUUCCACUGCGGCUUUGUCGCAGUCGCAGCAGCGCGGUGCUGGCCGUCUUGAGUACUGGCGAUAUGAAAAGAGCGAGGAGCGGGAGGAGGAGGAGGAGGAGGAAGACAGUAGCACCAUUAAAGCCACUGCUGCUCCUACUACUACUGGUAACAUCAAGAGUAAAGGUAAAGGAAAGGGCCACCAGGGACAUGGACAUGGAAGUUUCCACGCGCGCCGCUCCUCGCGACCUGCUGCACCUGUCGUAGGCGUCACUCAUCAUCAUCUUGACUCGUGGGCAAACAACAACGGCGAUGACGAGGUUGAGUAUGGCAGCAACGCACUCAUGAAACUCCCUCGCUCGGGUGUUGUUGAGACGGGCGGUCUGAGCACCACCACUGAAGAAGACACCACUGAAGGCUCCAACGCCGCCGGCGACGGGUCUUUGGAUGAGGAAGAGGAGUCCGAGGAUCAAUCUCAUCGCUUGUCGUCGUCGGAGUCACCUGAGGAAGUGGAGGAGGUUCAUCACCACCGCGGUGGUGACUACAAGGCUUUGAUUUCUUUGCAUUAUCCGAAUCAAAAGGUCAAGGAAUGGUGGAAUCAUUUAAUCCGGGGACGGAUUGGGGGCGGUGGGAUUGAUCAUCAUCAUCGAAAGGGGCUGAAAGGUAGGGAGAAGAGGAUGGUGAAGGAGACUGACACGACGGACACGGCGACAGUGGUGGGUUGUGACGAGAAGAAGAAAAAGAAGGGGAUGAAGUGUGGUCUGGAGAUUGUCGUCUCCAAGACGUCUGCGAACGGCAGCUCCGUCACAGCCACGGCUUCAUUGACAGUCAAGGCCUCGCCCAAGUGGUGGACUCCUCAUCCCCAUUUGAAGACCACGAGCGCCGCCUCUGCUGCGUCUGCCUCUGCCGCCUCCGCUGCCUCUAUCCUCUCCGCCACUCCCACUCCUGCCACCCCCUCUUUCUCUCCCAGCCCAACAACUCCCACUCCCACUCCCACUCUCACCCUCAUUGCUGCUGCUGCUCCUCUCGCCGGCGGCGCCGGCGCCAACACCAAAUUACCCGGAACUACCCUCAUUUCCUCCUCCCUCCCCGCCGCCGAAAACAACAGUAACCUUCCAGGGACUCCCACCACCCUUCGCAACAACACCCCCAAUCCCAACCCCAACAACCCCAACGCCCCAAAACCCCAAUUCCCCCAAAAGAAAAACCGCGCCGUCCCACCCGACUACAACGACCCCCACCGCGAAGACAUCGUCGUCCCAGGCAUUCUGGAAAUCCACCUCACCCCCGAGGAAGCCAAGCCGGAGAUCAUGAACGCCAAGUACGACUACUGGGAGUUUAUCGCGCCGCCCGAUCUUUACUAUGUCUCGGACCAGGAUUCGCCUAUGAAUCCGUACGGGCGGGGCGAGAGGAGGAGGAGGCUGGUGGACACUACUAGAGGUACCUUAACUUCGACCGUGGAAGACAACAACAAAAGAGCGGAGGACGAUGUAGGAAGAGAAGGAAGGGAGGAAAGAGGAAGGGAAGUAAGGGGACAUGAAAGGGAAGAAAGAGGAGAAAGAGAAGAAAGAGGAGGAGAAGAAGAAGCAGGGGCAGGGGUAGGGAAAAAAACAUGA